Eupeodes corollae is the source of this 4824-nucleotide messenger RNA. It is a transcript of the gene Ranbp16, whose product is annotated as ran-binding protein 16. The transcript has 22 exons. Gene Ontology annotation, molecular function: small GTPase binding; nuclear export signal receptor activity. Gene Ontology annotation, biological process: protein export from nucleus. The record is from RefSeq and is a predicted model, not a curated record. Lineage: Eukaryota; Metazoa; Arthropoda; Insecta; Diptera; Syrphidae. Gene Ontology annotation, cellular component: nuclear pore; cytoplasm. The coding region runs from base 580 to 3894 and encodes 1104 amino acids.
UCUGGAUUCUGGUGUAAUUUCUAUUCGACUUGUUUUUGUGUGAAAUGUGUAAACGAGUGUCUAUGUGCAGGAGGGUGCAAGAAUCCAGCAACUUUUAUAUUUUUGUUGAUUUGGUCUGAUAUAAAUUUCUAAUCCCACCAAAAAAAAAAAUAAAACUCCUAAGAAAUUAUUCAAGAUUUAAAAAAAAUAAACUUAAAUUAACAAAAGUAAUCAUCUCGUGAACUUGCAAACUCUUUAUUGGAAGGAAAGACUCGACAAGUCUUGAAGCAAAGGCUAAAGGGUCUCACUCAGCACUCAGCGAAUCAAGAACAACGCAAAAUCCUGCCUUUCUAGUUCGCGGGAUGCGGGGUGUUUUCUUUUGUUAACUAUCAGAAAACGAAAAAAAAACAGAAAAAGAUCCAACAAAGUUCCACGGGACUAUCGAACAAAUAAUUGGGAAGCAGAAUUGAUUUUUUUUCCUAUUCAUCUGCUGAGAGUUCCUUAGCUAAAGUUGGGAUUUCGAGUGCGAGUGCAAGUUCGAGUUCGAGUUCAUAGAGCGACAGCGAGUGAAUUGAAUGUGCAAUAGAACUUUUGGAAACUAUGCAGGAAAUUCAUCAGCUUGAGAUUUUAUGCAAGCAAUUGUACGAAGCAACUGAUUCAGUUAUUCGUUCGGAAGCUGAAAAGGCUCUUGUUGCAUUUGUAAGCAGUCAGGAUGCUCUACCAAAAUGUCAAAUGCUCUUGGAUCGAGCUGAUUCAAGUUAUGCACAAUUACUUGCUGCUACGACUCUUACCAAAUUGAUACAAGGUCUUAAUUUGGAGCAAAGAAUCGACAUAAGGAGUUAUAUAUUAAACUAUCUUGCCACCCGCCCAAAUUUGCAAAAUUUUGUUGUACAAGCACUUGUCACAUUGUUGGCUAAAAUAACAAAAUAUGGUUGGUUUGAUACGUAUAAAAAUGAAUAUAUAUUUCAAAACAUUCUCGAGGAUGUGAAGAAAUUUCUGCAGCAGGGCUCAUCUGAGCACUGUACAAUCGGAGUACAAAUUCUAUCGCAACUUGUGUGCGAAAUGAAUUCAAUUGUGGAGGCAGACGUUAAUUUGUCUUUUUCAAAAAAUCGCAAAAUCGCCACAUCUUUCCGUGACCAGCAGUUGUACGACAUUUUCCUGUUGUCCUGUUCGCUUUUGGUUACAGCAAGAGAUAAUAGCAAAAGCUUGAAUUUUAUGGAUGAGUCUCAACAAGCUCUAAUUUCACAUGUUUUGCGAUUAACUAAGAACUGCUUGAGCUUUGAUUUUAUUGGAAGCUCCACUGAUGAGUCUUCGGAUGACAUGAACAGUGUUCAGAUUCCUACUUCCUGGAGACCAGCAUUUCUGGAUUCAAAUACUUUAAAGUUGUUUUUUGAUCUCUAUCAAAUUCUACCAAACGGAUUGGCAAGCUAUUCGUUGUCUUGUUUAGUGCAGAUGACAUCGGUUCGUCGAUCACUUUUCAAUAAUCCUGAACGUACAAAAUUUUUAACUCAUCUACUCGAAGGCGUCAAAAAUAUACUGACCAAUUUACAUGGUCUCAGUGAUCCAGAUAAUUACCACGAAUUCUGUAGACUUCUUGCUCGUCUCAAGUCGAAUUACCAGUUGGGAGAACUCAUCACAGUAGAAUGUUAUCCAGAAGCGAUUCAGUUGAUAGCAAAGUUCACUGUUCAAUCGUUGCAGAUGUGGCAAUUUGCUCCAAACAGUGUGCAUUACCUGCUUACUUUGUGGCAGCGAAUGGUGGCCUCAGUCCCGUAUGUCAAAUCACCAGAGCCUCAUUUGCUUGGAACAUAUACACCAGAAGUAACCAAAGCGUACAUAACUUCCCGCUUGGAAGCUGUACCUGUGAUUGUGAGAGACAACCUGGAAGAUCCUCUAGAUGACCUGUGUAUGGUUCAGCAGCAACUUGAACAACUGUCUGUUAUAGAACGUUGUGAAUAUGACAAAACCUGCACGCUUCUAGUUCAGCAUUUCGACCAAAAGGCCCGAGAAUAUCAAGAACUGCUACAAAGCCAAUCGCCUAAUCCAAUGGAUGUCACAAUUCAUGAAUUGCAAUUGACGUGGCUUGUUUAUAUAAUUGGUUCAGCUAUUGUUGGUAGAUUGUCUUUCAAUUCGAAUGACGAACAGGACACUAUGGAUGGAGAACUUGUGAUACGGGUACUGCAACUAAUGAGCCUCACAGAUGCUAGAUUACCACAAGCCGGCUGUGAAAAACUCGAGUUGGCUAUUCUAAGUUUCCUUGAACAAGUGCGAAAGAUGCACAUAUGUGAACAGGCACAAAAGGCCCACGUCUACAAAAGACUGUCUGAAGUAUUUGGCUUAAGUGAUGAACAGAUGCUCUUAAGCUUGAUAAAUAGAAAAAUAAUAACUAAUUUAAAAUACUGGGGACGUUCGGAGCCAAUUAUAACUAAGACUCUUAUGUUGCUCUCAGAGCUUUCUGUGAAUUUUAACUCUUUGCGGAAAUUGGCCAAGUUGGAGGAAAUUCAAUUUAUGUUAACACAUCACACGAGUGAACACUUUCCCUUCCUUGGCACAAACUCAUCUCUAACUGAAAUGCGCUGUCGGACUAUGUUCUACACAUCUUUGGGUAGGCUACUGAUGUUUGAUCUUGGCGAAGAUGAAGAGCGCUUCUAUAACUUCCUUACCCCACUUACUAAUCAAUUUGAAUCACUUGGCUCUGUACUGAUGGAUGGUAAUAGUUUUCCAAAUGAAGAAGCAAAGAAGGCAAUAAUUGGUCUGGCGCGUGAUCUUCGUGGUCUUGCAUUGCCAUUGAAUGCUAUAGCUCCCUACACAAUGCUCUUCGAAUGGAUCUAUCCAGAUUAUAUUCCGAUUCUAAUACGUGCCGUUGAACUGUGGGCACAUGAUCCAGCUGUAACAACACCCGUACUGAAACUUUUCGCUGAACUUGUACACUGUAGAACUCAGCGUUUGCAAGGAAAUGUUUCUAGUCCCAUGGGAAUUUUACUGUUUCGAGAGGCUUCAAAGCUCAUAUGCAUAUAUGGUAAUAGAAGUCUCCAUUUGGACGUGCCGAGAGAUCAGCAAUAUCCAAUGAAAUUGAAAGGCAUUUCGAUAUGUUUCCUUAUACUAAAGAAUGCACUGAGUGGGAACUAUGUGAAUUUUGGAGUUUUCAAGCUGUAUCGUGAUGAUACAUUAGAUAAUGUCUUGAGUAUUGCUGCAAAAUUAAUUAUGUCCAUUCAACAGAACGAUUUGUUGGAAUAUCCAAAACUUGCAUCUUCAUACUAUGGUCUUCUGAAUUGUUUGUCACAAGAUCAUAUAACAUUUUUGGCCUCCCUGGAGCCGCGAGCAUUUAUUUAUAUUUUAGAAAGUCUAUCAAAGGGACUUACAGCAUUAGAUUCCACGAUUUUUAUAUGUUGCUGUUCAAUACUGGACUGUGUUGUGUCAUAUAUAUUUAAGCAGCUGCAAAUUAAAGUUUCGACAUUCCCCAACAAAAAACUCCGCAAUAUAACACCGGAGAACUCACAGUUCCUUGAGGUAGUAGAGAUGAAUUCUGAAAUUCUUCAGGGCAUAAUGUCAACGCUACUGAAUAUGGUCAUGUCAGAAGACUCCAAGAAUCAAUGGUCUAUGUCCCGUCCGCUUUUAGUACUCAUUUUGCUAUACGAAGACUAUUUUAGAUCACUGAAAGAGAAUAUAAUUCGAUCGCAACCCAUCGAUAAGCAACAAACAAUGGCACAGUGGUUCGACGGACUGAUGGAUGGCAUUGAACGAAAUGUAGCGAACAAAAACAGGGAAAGGUUUACACAAAACUUAUCACUGUUCCGACGGGAUGUGGUUCACUUACCGAAGGUUUCAAGUUUUAAUCCUGAGAAUGCAAAUGAAAAAUUCUUAAGCGAUGAUUUACUUACAACUGAUGCUGUAGAAAUUGAAUACAUGAAGGGGUAACACUUCAACUUCAUCAAAUUGAACCAUUCACAAAACGAUACGUAUCAGGUCUAUAGUGAGACAAAUUAUUCUGUAUCUGUGUAGAUGCUAUCCCCAAAACAUUAUUAUCUAAAAACUUAAUUUCCAAUGGACACCCAAAACGAAAUAGAGAUGUGAAAAAAGUUUUGAAAAAUUGAAAUUUGGUAUUUGCAACGCAACGUACAUCAAUAAAAUACAAACAAACAAAAAUUAUUAAAAUUUCUAUGCCCUAAACAAAAAUAAAAUUUAUUUCUUUCUUUCAUAGUUAAAAAAUUAAAACAAAAAUAAAACAUAAACAAUGUACUUCUCACUUUCGUAUAUAUUUCAUAUUCGUAUUUUGUGUUACUUUGUUUUUUAAAUUCCAAAUGGAAAAGGGUCUUUAUCUCGUCAUUAUUUUUGACUCCUCAUUUCAUAAACUUUAUCGUUUUUUAUUUUGUCUUUGUUUGAUUUUUUUUAAAUCUUAUUUUAUUUCUAUUUUAUUGUUUUGUUUUAUUGUCCUGCAUGUAGCGAGUAUGAGUGCGAAAAAAAGGAUAUUUUAUAAUUUUGAUUGGGUAUUUUUUUAAAUGUGCAUAAACGAAAAAAAAACAAUUGUUUAAUAACAAACACAAAAAUAAAAAAAAAUAAUAAGCUGGAAGAAAGUUAUACAUAUAUUGCAAAAAUGAUAAAUAAAUAAGAACAAAAAUAAUAUUAAAAGUAAAACAAAAAUAAAAGAUGAGAAAAAACAAAAUGAAAAUCAAUUUAAAUAUUUUUAUGACGUUUGUAGAGAUAUUGUGUAAGAAUUAUAAGAGCAUUAAGAAGAAAUUAUAUAUAUAUAUUAUAUUAUCUCUAAUUUUUUGCAAAUAAAGUUUUAUUUCAAAAUGUUUUGUAAAGUAUUUUGAAAAAAUACAAUAUACUUUUGUGGAUGAUUUGGUA